Messenger RNA from Saccostrea cuccullata (small rock oyster), 507 nucleotides. RefSeq lists its product as uncharacterized. The transcript has 3 exons. The record is from RefSeq and is a predicted model, not a curated record. Lineage: Eukaryota; Metazoa; Mollusca; Bivalvia; Ostreida; Ostreidae. The coding region runs from base 24 to 479 and encodes 151 amino acids.
ACCUGUUAUUGUCUCAUACAAUCAUGGGCUUUACAAUACCUGUCCUCGGAAUUGUACUAGCCUUAGUGGGGUGUUCGAAUGGACAGCUGCAGAAAGUAACCUCUCUUCAAUUUCUAGUCACUGUUAACACGACCUUCAAUGAUUGUAUUGCCACCAUCAAGACUCCAUGGAUAAAACCAUCGACAAAGGGGGUGAAGAUAUUUGUAGGAGGGUGCGAUGAAGGACCAUUAGAAUUCAAUGUUUUAUCUGGCCAAAACGCUGCUAAUACUUCCAUGAUCGUUGACUUAACUUUUCACUCCUCUGUGAUAGUCGAUGCGUCCCCUCCUACCUGUAAAAUUCCGUUCACGGGUUCCUAUCUUGUCCCCAAAGCUGACGAUCGAGAAAUGUCCCUCCUUCCAAACUGUAUGACGGGAGAUUCCAGGGAGGGGUACCAUAUGACGUAUUACUGGUUCAAAAUCUUCGACUGGACAUAUGGAUGAAUAUUUUUUAUAUGACUUUCAAAUGAAU